This is a messenger RNA of Ascochyta rabiei, 1962 nucleotides long. Its product is annotated as Tyrosinase. The transcript is spliced from 6 exons. The record is from RefSeq and is a predicted model, not a curated record. Gene Ontology annotation, molecular function: oxidoreductase activity. Lineage: Eukaryota; Fungi; Ascomycota; Dothideomycetes; Pleosporales; Didymellaceae. Bases 1 to 1962 code for a protein of 653 amino acids.
AUGGCUAUCAUCGCGUUCGCUCAAGCAUUCCAGUUACUGCUUGUGAUUGGCCUGCUCUGCUCCUUGACAGACUCCAAGACUCUAGUUUCGCAUCCAAGGCGGCAUGCUGUAACGAGCAUACAGACUCUGUCACGGCGGCAAAAUGCUACCGCUGAUUUCUACCCGAUCCUAGGUGUCGUUGGAUUAGGCAUCAAUACCACAUAUGCUCGAUUGGAGAUCCGUGAGCUACAGCGGAAACCAGACUUGUUCAACGUCUACCUACUUGGUCUUCAGCGCUGGCAAAACACCAGCCAGGAUGAUAAGCUCUCCUACUUCCAAGUCGCUGGUAUUCACGGUCGGCCUUUCUCGCCCUGGGAUGGAGUCCCUGGCCGCACACAGCCUCCUGAGGGCUACAAGGAGGGUUAUUGCCACCAUAGCAGUAAUCUCUUCCCGACUUGGCAUCGACCUUUCCUGGCUCUGGUCGAGGAACGCGUCCACCAUCAUGCCAGUGAAGUCAUUGCCGAGUUUCCUGAGGGAGAUCUGAAAACGCGCAUGACUUCUGCAUUACCAGCACUCAGAUUACCGUAUUGGGACGCAGCUGCUGUACCCCCAAUCGGCACAGGAUCGUAUCCUUGGAGUGUGCAGAGAAAGACAAUCGAGGUCGAACUGCCGGAUGGAAGUGGUUCAGUAAAGACAACGAUAUCUAACCCCCUUUACUCGUACACUUUCCAUCCGCUCCCAGGCAAGGAUAUGUUCGGAAAACUGCCUUGGACACAGUGGCACACGACGAUUCGUUAUCCGUCGGAUCGCACUGCUGCCGCGCAAAGCCAGGACUCGAAGAUUGCGUCGCAGCUGGAUCUGAACUUGGUAAAUCUCCGGCAGCGAACAUACCAGAUGAUGGCCAUGCAGAAGGACUACCACAACAUCAGCAACAACAUGGUUUCCCUUGGCGGCGUGCUUGACAGUCUCGAAUCCGUUCACGAUACAAUACACAAUACAGUAGGUAGCUCAGGGCCAGGCCAUAUGACGAAUGCCGCCUACUCAGCCUUCGAUCCGAUCUUCUGGCUGUUACACGCGAAUGUUGACCGUAUGACUACGAUCUGGCAAGCGCUGAACCCUGAUAGCUGGGUGACGAACCACUCGAAUCCUACGGCGACAUUCACGUCCGAAGCUGGAGCCUACGCAGACGAAAACACGCCUCUGCAUCCUUUCCACCGCAAUCAAGCAGGGGACUUUUGGACGUCGGCCAGUGUCAGAGACCACACCAUCUUCGGCUACACAUAUCCGGAGCUCAUUGGGUUGUCCGGGAAUGUCACGCUCGUGAGGAGAGUCAACCAGUUGUACGGUGACAACGCAACUUCGCAGUUCUCGUGGAAGAUAGGCGAUGGCGCGCCUCUGCCAGCUCCGGGCACUGAAUACCUACACCAUGAACGCCGCUCCGUCAGCAGUCCGCAGAGAGGGAAAUACCAACACCAGUACUUUGCCAACAUCCGCGUGCAGAAGUCGGAGUCAGAGGGCGGCUUCAAGGUGUUUGUGUUUGUGGGACCUACGCUUGUGUCCAACACUGGGUCAACAUACGAUGCAACCGCAUGGAUGCGAGACCCUAGCUUUGUAGGCUUCACGGGGUUCCAGAGCACAAACGGACGCGGCGGUGGCUACCUUGUCAACGCAGCUAUAAAACAUGAUGCCAAUGGUGUGGUAGCGUUGACGAGGGCGCUGGAAGAUCGUGUGUGGACAGAGCAGUUAUCAAGUCUUGACGAGGAUGCCGUGGGGCAGUAUCUGCACGACAAUAUGAGCUGGAGGAUCACAACGGCUGAGCACCGAAUCAUCGCACCAGAGGAUACACCUGGAUUCGAGAUUGACGUGUCGUAUGCAAGGAUCAAGCCUCCGACGGCUGACUCGUUUCCUGAGAUGCAAGACGGUGGCUAUAAGCAUCUGGUGCGAGCUACGAGUGGAAGGGCGGGAGGGGUUCAGGACGGUUGA